AUGGCAGAAGUUGGAUCAGUUGAAGCUGAUUUCUUUCUCUUUCAGGGUUACAAGGAGAAGAUUGUGGAUAUAAGAGAAGAAAUUCUGCGAAAGAGACGAGCAGGGAAGCUUCCAGGGGACACCACAUCUCUUUUGAAAGCUUGGUGGCAAGCACACUCUAAAUGGCCAUACCCCACUGAGGAAGACAAAGCUAGACUGGUGCAGGAAACAGGGUUGCAAUUAAAGCAGAUAAAUAAUUGGUUCAUAAAUCAAAGGAAAAGGAACUGGCAUACUAAUAACCCCUCAUCCUCUAAUAACACCAAAAGCAAGCGCAAGAGCUUUCUCUAUGAGAGGCAUGGAAGUUGCAAGAGAGAGAGGGGACAGCUUCCUUCCGAUUGCCUUCUUACCACAAAAGGAAUUGCGAAUGAAAAGAAGGAUUUGGCAGACGUAAAGCAAAGGAAAAGUAUAGAUUAUUUUGAACGCCUCCUCAAAGGAACGCGUUUACUUUGA
This is a messenger RNA of Sphenostylis stenocarpa, 489 nucleotides long. The record is from the annotation of a GenBank genome assembly. NCBI's taxonomy places the organism in Eukaryota, Viridiplantae, Streptophyta, Magnoliopsida, Fabales, Fabaceae.